CUUUCCGAGUCUUUAAAUAAAUGGAAAGAAGAGUGCCCCUUACACCUUCUCAUUGUGCUGGGCUUUUGCUCAGUGGCAAGGAAAAAACUGGAGCGGCCCGCAUCAUCGUGCAGCCAUCGACGAAGCAAAUCCAUCACGAUGCGCUUUACAAAGUCGUGGGCUGUGAAAUAUCAGAUGACUUACCUGAAUGUGGUCUUAUUGUGGGUACCAAACAGCUGAAGUUGGACAUGAUUCUUCCCGAUAGAGUGUAUGCCUUCUUCUCUCAUACUCACAAGGCCCAGAAGAGAACAUGCCCCUGUUAG
This is a messenger RNA of Rhodamnia argentea, 302 nucleotides long. Its product is annotated as alpha-aminoadipic semialdehyde synthase-like. The record is from RefSeq and is a predicted model, not a curated record. Gene Ontology annotation, cellular component: cytoplasm. The transcript is spliced from 2 exons. Lineage: Eukaryota; Viridiplantae; Streptophyta; Magnoliopsida; Myrtales; Myrtaceae. Gene Ontology annotation, molecular function: saccharopine dehydrogenase activity. Bases 21 to 302 code for a protein of 93 amino acids.